AUGCAUUCUGUUAGGCAAGUGACGCGUUAUCACGCACGCACGGUCACGAGUUCGAAUCCCGGACCAGUGUCCGCCUUCUAUCCUUCCAGGUGUCUCUCGUCGGCGAUGGGCAAUCGCCAAUCGGGCGUAUCGCCAACGGUUGUCACACGACCAAAACGAGGGUUCUUCCAGAAAUUGUUCGCCAAAACUCGACUCGACGCUACCGCUCUCGCCCAAACAUGUCCUCCACCGGUGAGUCAUUCGGUAAUCGUUGUGUUGUUCUCUUCUUUGUCACCAUUUCCACCCAGGUGGUAG
This is a messenger RNA of Haemonchus placei, 294 nucleotides long. The record is from the annotation of a GenBank genome assembly. Lineage: Eukaryota; Metazoa; Nematoda; Chromadorea; Rhabditida; Trichostrongylidae.